Nezara viridula (southern green stink bug) is the source of this 701-nucleotide messenger RNA. The record is from the annotation of a GenBank genome assembly. NCBI's taxonomy places the organism in Eukaryota, Metazoa, Arthropoda, Insecta, Hemiptera, Pentatomidae.
AUGGACACUUUUUAUUCAUGUACUGUUAACCGCAAUUCUAUCACUUUCAGUGAUCCACAAGAACAACCCGUAUCGUAUGGGCAUCCUGCCUUUCAAGAUAACGCCCACAAAUCUAGAGGGCUUAUCACCCUAUACAGGACACCGUACAUCACACAGUUCAGUGAAUCGCAGAACCUUCAAUAUGAUUCUCCAACUGCUGGUAUUCUUCGGCAACGCAGUACUCUACGUAGCGAGGUACCUUCUCCAGUUGCUCCAUUGCACCUCAAGCAUGGACGCGAAACAACUUCUAUUCUCUACGCUAGUGAUCUACGUGGCUUAUUGCGUGUUCAACACUACCUACGGAUUGUACAGGGCACUUGUUCAGUACAUAACCGAUUCGAAUAUGAAUGGAGUGUUAACGUUUCUUGUAAUUGGAGUGAUAGUGUUGAAAUGUUUAUAAUACGUUGCGAUUUUUAGUGUUUAAAAUGUAUAUUACCAGCGCUUUCGAAUAAUCACGAUGAAUAAGUAGGUAUCAUGCCAUGAAUCGACGUCCUUAUAAUUUAAUAACUUUUUUUUAUAAAUGUUACCAUUAUGAUAUGGUGAGUUUAUUAUGUAAAUAAAAAACCUUUGUUUUAAUAUAAAUAAAAUAAUUAUUUCAACCCAUUUAUAAUACAAUAAAUAGGCACACAAUAGGUUUUAAUAUGAUUUUUUUUUCACACUUU